Molecule: messenger RNA, 8193 nt
Organism: Linum trigynum
Lineage: Eukaryota; Viridiplantae; Streptophyta; Magnoliopsida; Malpighiales; Linaceae
Source: the annotation of a GenBank genome assembly
UUCUCCAACGAUGAUUGAGUACAUUAAGCACCGAUUUGGGCGGAUUUAUUCCGGGUCAAUUUUGGCAGAUUCCAAAGGAGUACCAUCACGGAUUUCGGGUGAUUUAUCCGAAAUGCCAUUUUCAUUCGAUUCUGGAGGCUACAGAUCACGGAAUCAGGCAGAGGCUAUUCACCACCGAUAGUGACGUCUAUUGAUACUAUUCUCCACGGAUGAUAAGUCCGUUAAGCAUCGAUUUGGACUAAUUUAUUUUCGGAUGGCAUUUUCGUAAUUUCUUGGGCGACGAAAGGCCAUUUUCUUUGGAUAUUGAAGGCUACAGAUCACGGAUUCGGCCUGAGGCUAUUCUCCAACGCUGAUUGAGUCGAUUAAGCACGGAUUUGGGCGGAUUUAUUGCAGGUUAAUUUUUGGCAGAUUCCAAAGGGGUACCAUCACAUAUUUCGGGCGAUUUAUUCGAAAUGCCAUUUUCUUUCGAUUCUAGAGGCUAUAGAUCACGGAAUCUGGCCGAGGCUAUUCUCUACCGAUAAUGAAGUCUAUUGAUCCUAUUCUCCAUGGAUGAUAAGUCCGUUAAGCAUCGAUUUGGGUCAAUUUAUUUUCGGAUGGCAUUUUCGUAAUUUCUUGGACGACGAAAGGCCAUUUUCAUUGGAUAUUGAAGGCUACAAAUCACGGAUUCGGCCUUAGGCUAUUAUCCAACAAUGAUUGAGUCCAUUAAGCAACGAUUUGAUCGGAUUUAUUCAGAGUCAAUUUUUGGCAGAUUCCUAAGGGGUACCAUCACAUAUUUUGGGCGAUUUAUCCGAAAUGCCAUUUUCUUUCGAUUCUGGAGGUUAUAGAUCACGGAAUCAGGCCGAGGCUAUUCUCCACCGAUAAUGAAGUAUAUUGAUCCUAUUCUCCACGGAUGAUAAGUCCGUUAAGCAUCGAUUUGGGCCAAUUUAUUUUCGGAUGGGAUUUUCGUAAUUUCUUGGGCGACGAAAGGCCAUUUUCUUUGGAUAUUGAAGAUUACAGAUCAUGGAUUCGGCAUGAGGCUAUUUUCUAACGAUGAUUGAUUCCAUUAAGCAUCGAUUUGGACGGAUUUAUUCUGGGUCAAUUUUCGGCAGAUUCAAAGGGGUACCUGCACAGAUUUCGGGCGAUUUAUCCAAAAUGCUAUUUUCUUUCGAUUCUAGAGGCUACAGAUCACAGAAUCAGGCCGAGACUAUUCUACACUGAUAAUGAAGUCUAUUGAUCCUAUUCUCCACGGAUGAUAAGUCCGUUAAGCAUUGAUUUGGCCCAAUUUAUUUUCAGAUAGGAUUUUCGUAAUUUCUUGGGCUACGAAAGGCCAUUUUCUUUGUAUAUUGAAGGCUACAGAUCACGGAUUCGGUCUGAGGCUAUUCUCCAACGAUGAUUGAGUCCAUUAAGCACCGAUUUGCGCGGAUUUAUUCCGGGUCAAUUUUUAGCAGAUUUCAAAGGGGUACCAUCACAGAUUUCGGGCGAUAUAUAUGAAAUGCCAUUUUCUUUCGAUUCCGGGGGCUACAGAUCACGGAAUCAGGCGGAGGCUAUUCACCACCGAUAAUGACGUCUAUUGAUUUUGUUCUCCACGGAUGAUAAGUCCGUUAAGCAUCGAUUUGGGUCAAGUUAUUUUCGGAUGGUGAUAGACCGUCAUUUACACAUGUUUUUACCCCCGUUCUUACACCGUUUGAGGUGUUGAUUCUCGUGUUUUAGGCCGAUUUCACGCUAGGUUGUGCUUGUUUGUGAUAUUUCAGGUCCUAGUACGUGAAUGAAGGCUUAGGAGCGAGUCUGGGGUCGAUUGGACGAAGAACGGACGAGUGGCGAGGUUUUUGGGAGCUGCACGGGCAGACCAGAGGGGCUGCACGGCCGUGCACGGUUGCAAGCUGGCCGUGCGCCUCAUGUCGAGGAGCUGCACGGGCAGGCCCUGAAGAUUGCACGGCCGUGCACCUGGCCGUGCAAGAGGCCUGAGUUCGACUUAAGGGAUACGCUGCGUUUCAUGGUGCACGGCCAGAAUGGUGAGGUGCACGGCCGUGCACCCUGGCCGUGCAACUCGGGAAAACCCGGUUUUAAAGCCUAAUCCGAGCCAGAAGUGAAAAAAGAGUGUUUUUCAGAGCAAAAACAGAGCCCUAGAGAGAGAAAGUACGAAGAACACAUCCUAGAAGCUGUCUUAGAGCUGGAUUUCAUCGAAUUGAGCCUGGAGAUCGUCAUAGGAGUGAAAAUCAUCGUCCCGGAGCAGAUUAUCCUCAUCGUUAUGAGUAUGACUAAUCCGAUUCUUGUUUUCUCUUCUCUCUCUAUGGAGUAGAACCCUUCUCUCACUUGGGGAUGAAGAACCCUAGUUCUAUGUGUUAGGGAUUGAUUGUAAUGACUUGGGAUGAUACUACUGUUUGAUUUUAAUCGAAUGAUGCAUGUUUCAUGAAUUGAUUUGAGUCUGAUCAGCUUGUCUCAAUUUCUGCUUCAACCUGAGAUAGAUAGAAUCUGAUUAGGUUGUUAGAGCCUCUUCAUUCGAUAGUAGGAGGUUGGCUAUACGAGAGUUAGCCAGUUUACUGCUUUGUACUGGUGUUCUUGGCGCCAGUAGUGGAGUUCUGUGUUCAUAGCCUCAGCUUUCUAUCCCGGUGAAGACUAGUCGUCUGCCGGAUAGUUAGACUGAGAGGGCUUGGUCAGCUUAAGAGAUUCCAAGCUACUGUCGGAUCUUCCGCAGUCUAAUCAACAGUAAAUCAACCCAGGGUAAAUUGCAAUUGAAACCUAACUAAAGAGCUAGGGGGAUUCAUUCCCGAGUGACUCUUUCCUGCUUAAGAAAACCGAAUAAUUUCCUGCUUUAUUUCUGCUUUUAGUUUAAACAACAAUCACUUACUCUAGUUGGCUAGAUAACAGAGAAUCACUGAGUAAGCAGUAGAUCUAGACCCCGGGUUGAUAAUAUAACUUGCCUGUUACUGCAUUCCCGGUCUGCGAUUACACUUGGUCGCAGAUUGGUGUUGUGUUUUGGCGUGUCAAGUUUUUGGCGCCUGCACGGCCAUUGUGGUCAGAAAACCAAAACCACUCGCCGGAAUCCUCUGCCCUCGCCAGAAAACCGCGCAAAACCCACCUUUUUUCGAUUUUUUCGGCCACUUUGGGUAAUUUUUUCACCAAACCAACUACAAACCCACUCUUUCUACACCCAAAGCGGCCUAUCCCUCGAUUUUGAGCGAGUUUGGGCGACGUUUUAGUCGCCGGAGGAGAAUUCCGGCGAGACUCCGGCGAGACUCCGACGAGCAUUUCCGGCCAGUUUUUCGGCGUUUCGUCACUUCCAUUGUCUUCCCCUCAUCAUUCCCUACACCUCUACUUGAGUCUCCAGGUUUGAUUUUACCCCUAACUAUGUUAAUUGUGGAGAAUUGAGUGUGUAGGGUGUAUGUUUAGAGAACCUUAUUGAAUCAUGUGAAUCUUAUGAAAUUGAUUGAGGGGAAUGCAUGGGAUGUGAUUGAAUUAUGUUGGGCAAAGUCCCCUUUGAUUGUUUAAGCCCUUGUGUGCAAGAAUUUGGCCAAUUUCAUGUUUAACUUAGUAGUGCACACAAGGUGUUCGCUGAAAUGCCUGUUUUCCAUGCUCGGUUGUGGCCACCGGUUGGGGCCCUUAAUGAUGUAGUUUGAGGGUGUAUUUGCUAUGGAUGUGAACUUUGAGUUGCCUAUUUUCUUGUGAAUGUGCACCCCCACCCUGAUUCUGCUUGAUUUAUCGAGAUUUUGACCCCCGAACUAUGGAUGAAACCAUGGCUAGGCUGUUUUCUGUUCUUAAGUGUGGGGGUGCGCUUGACCUUUUUCUUUGGCUCUUUUGGGUUCCACUUUGGGUUGUUGUUUUGCAGGGCAAUGGCGAAACCUAAUUUCCAGCACCCGUUCAUCCGGGAUCUGAGGAGGGGACCCACCGCAGAGCGCUUCAAGGAGGUCGCGGAAACCCCGUUUGGGUCACACCAUUGCUGGUCCAAACGGGAGUUUCGGCGAUUGCACUGCUACGAGCAGCUCUCCGCCGCGGUCGCCAACACCGCCUGGCGCCGUCUGCUCCAGCUCUGCGAGAAGGUCUACUACGAGCCGGUGUGGGAGUUCUACACGACCUUCAAGCACAAUACCACGGACAACUGGCAGGACGGUACGGCCGUCCAAUUCAGGCUGGGCGGGGUCCCCCGGUCCUUGAGCUACCACGAGCUGGCCGAGGCUCUCGACCUCGACCUCGACGACCGUGAGGACUACGUCACCGAGGUGAAUGAACCACCGGCGGUGGACUUCGGGAGGCUGUACACCAGCCUGGCUCGGCCAGGCCAGACGCGUCCCUUCCGGUCAGGGAGGACGAAGGCCUCUACCCUGCAGAUCGACAACCGACUUCUCCACCACCUGCUGACGAAGUCUUACACUCCUGCAGCUGACAGCGCCGGCGCCAUCACGAAGAGGUCCCUGUACUUCCUCCAUUCGAUCCGCCAGCGCCGCCAUCCUCUCCACCUGGGUUCAGUGGUGGCCAAGACCUUCGAGAAGACGGCCACAGAGCUGAAGAGCCUCCACUGCGCCCCCCUCAUCACCCGCCUGGCCACCUUCUUUGGCCUUUCACUGCAGGGGUGCACCGAGGAGGGGGACACCCUCAUCUUUGGCCGCACGACGAUCAGGAAGAUGCUGCUGUUGCGGGAGAGGAACGGUGUUCAAUGGGUCGAUGGGUUUCCGGAGCCUCCGAUCCCCGCGGAGCCCGUACCAGAGGAGGAGGAGGCUGCCGAUGAGGUGGAUCCCGAGGAGGUGGAUGCCGCUGCUGAUGCUGCUGAUAAUCCCCCACAGACUGACUUCCAUUUCGGGGGUAGCAGCUCCGCUUUCCAGGGCCAGGAUUACUUCGCCCAGCAGUUCGAGCAGCUGAGGAUCCAGAACCAGCUGCUCCUCGAUCACCAGAUGCAGUUCCAUCAGCAGUAUGCGGCCGACCAGGCCGAGUACCGGACCAGGAUGGACACGAUCCAGACUCAGCAGGGCGUGACUCUUGCCCACAUCGAGCGGGAGAAGCGCCGUUCCCGGCGCAUGCAGGAGGUCCAGCAGCACCUGCUCCAGCUGCUCCCGGGCGAGCCACCUGUCUGGAGGACUCCCUGGGAUGACUCCCCUCCACAUGACGGUGCUACUGGCGCUGCGGAUGAUGACGCGUUCAUGAACGACAUCGACCUCGACGAUCUUGGCGACGAGUAGGCUGUACUCGUUGCCCGUCUCAGUGUGUUUUCUUUUUCAUUUUAGACUUUUGUGUGUUUGCUCCAUGUGUGCGGAGCUUGAACUUAGUGUCGUUUGUUUUUGUUUUUGGUUUUUCCUUUGUGGUUUGAUGUAGCCGUCUGGGCUAACACUUAUCCCUAACGCACAGUGUGCUAGUGUGUUUCUGGUGUUCGAUUUGUGCAGCAUUGUCCACUCCCCCGUUCGUUUCUCGCUGACUGGUCCACUUCCAGUCCCCCAGCAGUGUUCCUACCUGGUAACAUCGUUCCCCUUAUCUUUCCCUCUGCUCCAUUGAGGGCAAUGUCGUUCUUAAGUGUGGGGGGAUGCUUUGUAUCGGUUGGAAUAUGUAUGAUGGUGCUUGGAGCCUAGUCCGCUGUCCGAAUCUUACGAUUUGAGGGCUCCAAGUACUGCUGUUUGAUCAUAUUGGCACUGUGUUUUGAUGGAUGAAUUGAUUGGUUUUCGGAUUAAUGCAUGACAACUUGUUUGCGACUAGGACAACCUAUGAUGAGGACUGAGAUGUGCAGUAGAACGAUGUAGAGGUUCAGUUUUCCAACUGUUUGCUUGCCAACUGUGACUUGAUCUGACUUGAUCUGAUUACUUGUUCUUAACAGUCGUUUAUGCAUCUAGUUCAGGGUAGCAGAAUAUGAGAUAGAGCAUAUAGGUAGCCAUGUGAGAUUUGAGCCUGCUCGUUUCUUUCUUGUGCGAUAGAUCCCUCUUCCAUGAUGUGUAGCAUUCACGUUGUCACUAGCUGAGAUGAUGGGGGCAUAGGAUUAGCCCACGCCCAAAACUGACUGUCCUGAUGUGUCAUAUCCCCUAGUCAGCCCCUUUGAGCCGUGUGUUAUCCUUUCUUUUGGUCUAUAAUGAAAAGAAAUCACCCUUGUUGCAUCUUUUAGAAGGUUUCACAGAGUGGUUUUUAUAUAUUCUCUGCUGUUUCUGCUAAAGUCUAUGUGAGUGUUGGAGGUAGUGCUUAAAAGUUGGGCGGAUGUUUGAAAUAUGUGCAGGAGUGGUGGCUCUCUUAAGAAAUGAAAAGAAAAUGAAAGAGAAACAAAGAAAAAAAAUUGAAAGCAAAGAGAGCCACUACCAAAAAAUCUGAAUAAUGCCCAGCAAGUAGUGUUUCUUAGCAGUUUGGCUUGGAAAUGCUGAUGUUUAUGCCUCCUUCGCUCUUGUGUUCUUAAGAUAUUGAGUAAUGCAGAAUAGCAGAAGGAAAAUACCGGUUUGUUUGACUGUGAUUGUGUGUUUGGAAAAUGUGGAACCUUUUGCUAUGAAUACGUCCACCACCUAAAAGGCCUUUUCCCCAUGUCCAAGACCCUAGCCAGUCAUUUGAACCUGUGUCUAAGACCUCCUGAUUAGCUAGUGGUGACACCCCAUAUGUGAACUCUAGCAUUUAGAGGCUGCCAUCAUGGUGAAGAGAUGAUAGGGAUUGAGAGAAAUAGCAUGCGCAUCUUUCGCAUCAAAUUGUCCUGACCCCACUGGUCGAGAGUGAGUGAUUCAUUUUCAUUUUCUAUAUGCUCUUGUACCCCGGUGAGGACCUAGAUUGCUCGGUCUCUAUUCUGAUGUCUUGAGCUGAAUGCAUGAGUUGACUGUUUUGAGUAAGUGGUUGAAUCAAGUCUAGGUUGGCCAGUGAACAGACGGGAGACUCUUCCUUUACUCGAUUUGCUGCACUCGAAUGUCCUUUGUGGUGGUUGUCCAGGUUGUUAUUGAGGUUGUGCAUGUAUUGAUGGUUGAAAACCAGUGCGAUUCACGUGUUCUGUGCCUUUAUGACUUGUCCCCAAUGUUGGUUGAUUGAAAUAUGUAAGCUUACCUAGUGUCUGACUUGGUUUGCUUGGGGACAAGCAAACGGUUAAGUGUGGGGGAGUUUGAUAGACCGUCAUUUACACAUGUUUUUACCCCCGUUCUUACACCGUUUGAGGUGUUGAUUCUCGUGUUUUAGGCCGAUUUCACGCUAGGUUGUGCUUGUUUGUGAUAUUUCAGGUCCUAGUACGUGAAUGAAGGCUUAGGAGCGAGUCUGGGGUCGAUUGGACGAAGAACGGACGAGUGGCGAGGUUUUUGGGAGCUGCACGGGCAGACCAGAGGGGCUGCACGGCCGUGCACGGUUGCAAGCUGGCCGUGCGCCUCAUGUCGAGGAGCUGCACGGGCAGGCCCUGAAGAUUGCACGGCCGUGCACCUGGCCGUGCAAGAGGCCUGAGUUCGACUUAAGGGAUACGCUGCGUUUCAUGGUGCACGGCCAGAAUGGUGAGGUGCACGGCCGUGCACCCUGGCCGUGCAACUCGGGAAAACCCGGUUUUAAAGCCUAAUCCGAGCCAGAAGUGAAAAAAGAGUGUUUUUCAGAGCAAAAACAGAGCCCUAGAGAGAGAAAGUACGAAGAACACAUCCUAGAAGCUGUCUUAGAGCUGGAUUUCAUCGAAUUGAGCCUGGAGAUCGUCAUAGGAGUGAAAAUCAUCGUCCCGGAGCAGAUUAUCCUCAUCGUUAUGAGUAUGACUAAUCCGAUUCUUGUUUUCUCUUCUCUCUCUAUGGAGUAGAACCCUUCUCUCACUUGGGGAUGAAGAACCCUAGUUCUAUGUGUUAGGGAUUGAUUGUAAUGACUUGGGAUGAUACUACUGUUUGAUUUUAAUCGAAUGAUGCAUGUUUCAUGAAUUGAUUUGAGUCUGAUCAGCUUGUCUCAAUUUCUGCUUCAACCUGAGAUAGAUAGAAUCUGAUUAGGUUGUUAGAGCCUCUUCAUUCGAUAGUAGGAGGUUGGCUAUACGAGAGUUAGCCAGUUUACUGCUUUGUACUGGUGUUCUUGGCGCCAGUAGUGGAGUUCUGUGUUCAUAGCCUCAGCUUUCUAUCCCGGUGAAGACUAGUCGUCUGCCGGAUAGUUAGACUGAGAGGGCUUGGUCAGCUUAAGAGAUUCCAAGCUACUGUCGGAUCUUCCGCAGUCUAAUCAACAGUAAAUCAACCCAGGGUAAAUUGCAAUUGAAACCUAACUAAAGAGCUAGGGGGAUUCAUUCCCGAGUGACUCUUUCCUGCUUAAGAAAACCGAAUAAUUUCC